Macrobrachium nipponense is the source of this 3194-nucleotide messenger RNA. RefSeq lists its product as uncharacterized. The coding region runs from base 133 to 2568 and encodes 811 amino acids. Gene Ontology annotation, molecular function: DNA-binding transcription factor activity, RNA polymerase II-specific. Gene Ontology annotation, biological process: regulation of transcription by RNA polymerase II. Gene Ontology annotation, cellular component: nucleus. The record is from RefSeq and is a predicted model, not a curated record. NCBI's taxonomy places the organism in Eukaryota, Metazoa, Arthropoda, Malacostraca, Decapoda, Palaemonidae. The transcript has 8 exons.
UAGGAGGCGAGAUUCCUGUAGGAGUGUUUUUUAAAAAGUCUCUGUAAAUAGCAAUAUUUAAUCGGCAUCUGUUUGAUGCUUUCGAGUUUUAGGUUUUAUCGUUGUUAGUGCAAGAUUUAAUUGGUUUUAAUUAUGGCGGAAGAUCCUUCCGAUGACAGUUGUGAGUUCACCACGUUGUUUCGGGAUUUGCUGAAGCACGAGUGGGGAAUUGAUGCAUUAUCUGUCCUUGGAGAAAGUGAUCCUCAGUCAGUUGCCGAACCGCUGCAUGAAGAAGAAGAGGCGCAGUAUCCAACCGGGUAUGUUGGAACUUCAUCCGAGUUUGAGGAGAUAGAAAACCGUGUGCUUUUUGGAGCUAGAGAAGAUACUGGAGAAUCUGACGAAGAUGAUGAGGAGCUGUUGGUCAGUAAACCUUUCUCUGAAGUAUGUAAUAUUGACCUAAUUCGCCCACCCCCAAUGUCCACAACAAAAGAAGCUGUUCAAGGGUUUAUUGAAACCUGUGAAAAAGAAGCAGGUUCGCGUGACCAAGAAGACGACCACUACGCACUAACCAUGAUAGAGCCAGAAAAGGUCUCUCAGUAUGAUUCUUAUGACGAUCUGGAAUCCUUCGAUUUCACCGAAGGGCUUUCUUCUGUGCCACUACUCGAGGAAGUUGAACAGGUCUCCCGUUCAAGAAUGCGUGGUGGGAAAGGCACAGGUGUGGCCCACUGUGUUCAGGAAGGUUCACAGAGUCAUUUCACUUCCGUUGGAGAUAUCACAUCAGAACUGCAAAAUCUGUCACUCCGGAUAAAUGAGGAUUUCUGUCACGAGCAAAGAACCACAGGCGUUAGUUCUUUGCAGUCUUCAACGUCAGAAACCCAACAAACAAAUGAAGCUGUAGUUCUUGUGCCAUGUCCUCCUUCACCAAAACCAGAAACCCAACGAACAAAUGAAGCUGUGGGUCUUGUGCCAUAUUAUCCACCACAAGACCAGGAAAUAAAUCAGACAGGAGCUCAUUCUUUUUCAUCGUAUACUCAACAACGAAAUCAAACUCUAACUCUUGUGUCAUAUCAUUCGUCGCAAACCCAGGAAACAGAUCAAACUGUAACUCUUGUGCCAUAUCCAUCACCUCAGACCCAGCAAAUAAGUCGAACAGUAGAUCUUGUGCCAUAUCCUUCUUCAUCAGAAACCCAACAAACAAAUGAAACCGUAACUCUUGUGCCAUAUCUUUCUCCAUCAAAAGACCAACAAACCAAUGAAACAGUAACUCUUGUGUCACAUCAUUCAUUGCAACCUCAGCAAACAAAUCGAACAGUAGAUCUUGUGUCAUAUCCUUCUUCAUCGCAAAAUCAGGAAACAAGUCAAACUGUAACUCUUGUGUCGUAUCUUUCUCCAUCAAAACACCAACAAAGCAAUGAAACAGUAACUCUUGUGUCACAUCAUUCAUUGGAAACCCAGGAAACAGAUCAAACUGUAACUCUUGUGCCAUAUCCAUCACCUCAGACCCAGCAAAUAAGUCGAACAGUAGAUCUUGUGCCAUAUCCUUCUUCAUCACAAACCCAACAAGCAAGUCGAACAGUAGAAAUUGUGCCAUAUCCUUCAUUGCAAACCCUGCAAACAAAUCAAAUGAUAACUCUUGUGCCAUGUCCUUCUUCACAAACUCAGCAGACAAAUGACACAGUAAAUCUUGUGGCAUAUCUUUCAUCUCAAACCCAGGAAAGAAAUGAAACGGUAACUCUUGUGCCAUAUCUGUCUCCAACCCAAACCCAGCAAACAAAUCAAACAGUGGGUCAUGUGUCCUAUCAUUCAUCACAAACCCAUAAAAGAAAUCAAACUUUGACUCUUGUGCCAUAUCUUUCUUCGUCACAAACCCAGCAACCAAAUCAGACAGCAACUCUUGAGUCAUAUCGGUCUAGAUCUAGAACGACUCGGAAUUCCUCACGUGGAAGAUCGGCAAAUGAGACUCCUGAAGCCUUGCCUGGAACAUCAAGUCUUCCAGAGAAUGACGUCAUAGUACCGGGAAAUUCUGUCCCAGGUCGCACUAGCAGGGCGACUCAGGUUGAUAUUCCAGGUAGCUUACCUGCACUCCACAAUACUCAGAAUGACACUCAAAGUAACUGUGAUAGUCCAGCACCACCUGCUGAAGACGUCCAGGCAGCUCAAGCAGCUCAGGCAGAGUAUACGUGUCAGAUCUGUCAAUGGAAAACGGCUGACGUACAGUCCAUGAAAGACCAUUAUGAGAUGCACAAAAACCUAAUCAAACUGCGAUGCAAGCUUUGUGGCAAAUUGUAUAUCAGAGCAGAGACUCUGCGGCGCCACUUGAUCAAUGGUCAUAAACUCGCUGAAGGACCAGAGCUGAAUGAGCACCAAAGUUAUUUCGUGUGCAAAGACUGUGGUGAGAAAUUUAACAAGCGGGGUCAAUACACGAGUCACCUUCAAGCACACAUUAGUGAUUACCCUAUGAAGUGUGAUAAGUGCACUUGCUCAUACCCACUUCUGAGUCACUUGAUUACACACAAAGUGCAUGCUCAUCACAAGUCAUAUGUUGGUAAUCUUGAGUCUCUGCAGAUGUAUAUUAGUAGUAGUCUUUAGUCUCCACAAGUGUAUAUCAGCAGUCUUUAGUGUCUACAAGUGUAUAUUGGCCAUCUUUAGUCUCUACAGUUGUAAGUUGCCAGUCUUGAGCCUCUACAGGUGUUUGUGGGCAGUCUUUAUUCUCUACAGGUAUGCGUUGGCAGUCUUUAGUCUCUGCAGGUGUAAGUUGCCAGUCUUUGGUUUCUACAGUUGUUUGUUGGCAGUCUUUAGUCUCUACAGGUAUGCGUUGGCAUUCGUUAUUCUCUACAAGUGUGUACUGGCAGUCUUUAGUCUACAGGUGUAUGCUGGCAAUCUGUAGUCUCUACAGGUGUAUAGGACAUUUUUUAAGCUGACUAUUACCUUGAUUUAUUAACUUUUGAUUUAGGCAGCAUCAUCUGUCUUGAUUACUAUAGGUUUUAUCAAAAGUUUUAUGGAUUUUAAAUCUUGUAACUCGCGUAUCUUCGUUAUUUUUUUACACAUGUAUAUGAACUAUAUGUAAUGUUGCAUUUCCCAUUUUUUGGCACGAGUUCCGUGUGCAUGAACUCAUAGUGACGGUUGGAUAUUGCAUUAUUCAUUAAUAAAGCGAACCACGUCUGUACGAUUUCAUAGAUUUUUCACUGUUUAAAUAAAUGAAAUCAUGAAUCUUA